Molecule: messenger RNA, 2059 nt
Organism: Macaca mulatta (Rhesus monkey)
Lineage: Eukaryota; Metazoa; Chordata; Mammalia; Primates; Cercopithecidae
Gene: NTN5
Product: netrin 5
Biological process (GO): dendrite development; tissue development; animal organ morphogenesis
Cellular component (GO): basement membrane
Molecular function (GO): protein binding
Source: RefSeq, a predicted model, not a curated record
GGCUGUCCUGCUGCUGGACCGCCAGGGGCAACGGCGCUCACGUCCCACACCGUUGCGGGUGGCCUGGCUGGCAGGGGUCCCUGUGGGGAUAGCGUGGCUGCGGUUGGUGAGGGGAUUGGGGCGGGAGAGGGGUGGCGGUGUUAGAUUCUGCGGGCUCUGCUCUGAGCCCCCGCCCAGCCCAGAAACCCCACUAGCCUGGGGCCUGAGAACAGCCACGCCACUCCCUCCUGAGAACCCACCGCGCCACAGCUUGGAGGAAGAGCCUGCGGGGAACUGGCUGCGGGACGCUGUCUUCUUGAGUGCAGGUGCUGGCUCUGCUGUGACCAUGCCCGUGACCUUUGCCCUCCUGCUCCUCCUAGGCCAGGCCACUGCGGACCCAUGCUACGAUCCACAGGGCCGCCCCCAAUUCUGCCUCCCGCCAGUGACACAGCUGGCUGCCGUGGCGGCCUCCUGCCCUCAGGCCUGUGCCCUGUCCCCAGGAAACCACCUUGGGGAAACCUGCAAUGGCAGCCUGACCUUGGCCCUGGGUGGCUCCUUCCUCCUGACAUCUGUCAGCCUGCGCUUCUGCACCCCAGGACCCCCAGCCCUCAUCCUGUCUGCUGCCUGGGCCUCAGGGGGUCCCUGGAGGCUGCUGUGGCACAGACCCGCCUGGCCUGGGGCCUUGGGGGGCCCUGAAAGGGUGACCUUCCACUCCACACCAGAUCCUAAGGCCACUGUGGUGGCCAGCCACCUCCGCGUGGAGUUCGGGGGCCAGGCCGGGCUGGCGGCGGCUGGGCUGAGAGGCCGCUGCCAGUGCCAUGGCCAUGCUGCCCGCUGUGCCGCCCGUGCCCGGCCCCCCCGCUGCCACUGCCGCCACCAUACCACUGGCCCGGGGUGCGAGAGCUGCCGCCCGUCCCAUCGAGACUGGCCCUGGCGGCCUGCUACGCCCCAGCACCCCCACCCUUGCCUACCCUGCUCCUGCAACCAGCACGCCCGACGCUGCCGGUUCAACUCUGAGCUGUUCAGGCUGUCGGGCGGCCGGAGUGGGGGUGUUUGUGAGCGGUGCCGCCACCACACAGCCGGGCGGCACUGCCACUACUGCCAACCAGGGUUCUGGAGGGACCCUAGCCAGCCUAUGUCCAGCCGCAGGGCCUGCAGGGCCUGCCAGUGCCACCCUAUCGGGGCAACAGGAGGAACCUGCAACCAGACCAGUGGGCAGUGCACCUGCAAGUUAGGGGUCACAGGCCUGACCUGCAACCGCUGUGGCCCUGGCUACCAGCAGAGCCGCUCCCCCAGGAUGCCCUGCCAGCGAAUUCCAGAAGCAACAACCACCCUUGCCACUACUCCUGGUGCUUAUAGCUCUGACCCUCAGUGUCAAAACUACUGCAAUAUGUCGGACACCAGGGUAUAUAUGAGCCUUCGGAGGUACUGCCAGCAGGACUAUGUUCUUCGGGCGCAGGUGCUAGCGUCUGAGGCGGCAGGCCCGGCAUGGCGGCGGCUGGCCGUGCGCGUGCAGGCCGUCUACAAGCAGCGGGCGCAGUUCGUGCGACGCGGCGACCAGGACGCCUGGGUGCCCCGCGCCGACCUGGCCUGCGGCUGCCUGCGCCUACAACCGGGCACCGACUACCUGCUGCUGGGCAGCGUGGUCGGCGGCCCCGACCCCACGCGCCUCAUCCUAGACCGCCACGGCCUCGCGCUGCCAUGGAGGCCGCGCUGGGCCCGGCCCCUGAGGCGGCUGCAGCAGGAGGAGCGCGCCGGGGGCUGCCGCGGCGUGCGGGCACCCACAUCCAGCCCCAGGCCGGAGCAUUAGAUGUGGGCUGCGGCUGCCUCCAAUGCCAACAAAGAAAUUUGGGACCGACUGAGAGCUGAGCCUUAUACCUUAACGGUGCGCCGUAGAGAGCCAAUGAGACGUCGCAGAGCCCCGACGUCACUAUGCAUGCGCCCACGCCACGCAGGCGUGCGGAACUUUUAGCAAAAGGCGGCAAAGAGGACUACUGGUUCCAACUGUUCCUCCUUUGGCUUGUGGCUUAUUCCCCGCCAGUGAUCUAUUUCCCCCAAUAAAGUCUCAAAUCUUGGGGAA